AUUUACGUUAUCAACUCAUUUGAUGAAACCAAAUUAUCUUGCUAAACUUCCCCACCGGCGCAGCACCACGGUUUCUUUAGCCGGAAAAUUACCCCCUUAGAACAAUUUGGAGUUUGUUCGUUUCGUGACUGGGGGUUGGUGUUGAUAUAAAUAUUGUUUCCAGACCGUUGAAGAACGGUCAAGGCCUGUUGCCGUGUUCCUCAAACAGUUGAAAUGACAAUCGAGGCGUUUUGUUUUAUAUUAAGCAUCUUGUAAUGGUUUAUUUUUCUUGAGUAGCCUCUUAAAAUCCACCAGUGAACUAAAAAUUAAAUAGUAAAAUUUCAUUGUACAACAUUAACUGGCUAGAGGCUGAGGCUGUGUGGUAGGGUGAGAAAUUAGCUUCAAGGGGUGCUCCAGAGUAUUUGACAACUAAGCUCGUCAAGAGAUCCGCCUUCUCGUCUACUUGGAAAUCUCAACUUUUGAACGUACCACUCUUCCGCGCUGCUAGCGGCCAAAGGACUUUUCAAUAUAGAGCAACUUCUCUUGUGGAAUAAGUGCGGCCUGAGCUCAAACUUAGCCCAUCCAUCAUUUACCCCAAUUAAAAAAAUAUAUUUCAUUUUCCAAAAUCCUCACUCCCAUAAAACACACAAAUUUUCCAAUGUUGCGUCCUUAAGUUGAGUUGAUAUUUUCUUCUCGAAGUUUGCAUCCAGAGGUUGGAGAUCUAGCUUUGAAGAGGUACACGAGAUUGACCGGGGUGUGAUCAUGGUCACAGCUGGGUGCAUCCUUUGUCUACAAAAGGUUUAGAAGGAAAUCUGAUCAGUUCAAAAUUGCGAGACGGGCACUUUAACAUUAUAUCUCAUACAAGUAUGAAAUAUCUCACGUAGUUGUGUAUUGGUAUUGGUUACAUGUGGUUUUAUCUACUCGGAGACGGACGGGCGGUGGAGGCAGAUAGAUAAAAGUGCCCGCUAAGUGGGGGAAAAGCAAACUUGUUGGUGUACCAGUCGCCCUCCUGUGAAUAAUUAGUGCUCAGUUCUCAAAUGUGAACUAAACAAGUAGACUGAAGACAAACAGACUUUUGUAAUUACUGCUUUAAAAGGGAACCUGGAGGAUCCGCGUGUUUCAAAUUUUAAAAACUAUUUAGCUCGCAGCAUACCAUUUGUUAUCUUCAUAGACACAAUUUGUUACCUUACACAACCACAAAUUAUGCCUUCCAACCGCUGAUCAGUAUUCAUUUCAGCAACAAAAUGGCGGAGUUCCAACGCCUGGGUAUCCGCAAGUUCCCUAAAAUUGCUACACGUCAAACAAGCGAAACAAGAUAUUGGAAAAAACUCAGCUUCCCCAUCAUCGUCAAAGAGUACGGUACAGUUAGCCACGUGGAUUUCUGUAGAUCAAAGCCCCACAAUUUUAUCGCCACUAGCUCUUCACGAAUCCAAAUUUACAGUUCCAGCUCAAACCAAGUCAACAAAUCAUUCUCAAAUUUUAAGGAAAAAGUUUACUGUGGUAGUUUUCGUAAUGAUGGGAAUUUGAUAGUUGCUGGAAGAGAGAAUGGCUCAGUGCAGGUAUUUGAUGUCAACAGUCGAGCUGUUUUAAGAGAUUUUAAGGGGCACACUAGCCCAGUUCAGGUUACCAAGUUUAUGUUGGACAACUUGCAUGUGAUGUCUGGCUCUGAUGAUCGGUCUGUAGUGUGUUGGGAUAUAGCAACAGGACAGGAUAUAACAACAUUUAAGGAACAUAAGGAUUAUGUACGAUGUGGUGCUCCUAGCCAGAGAAGUGAGGAUCUUUUCGUUACAGGUGCCUAUGACCACUGGCUCAAGGUUUGGGAUGUGCGCAGCCAGGGUAGUGUAUUAUCUAUGGAUCACGGCUCUCCAGUUGAAAGUGUACAGAUCUUUCCAACAGGUGGAUUAUGUGUGUCAGCUGGUUCUAACAUCGUCAAAGUCUGGGAUAUAUUAGGAGGUGGAAGACUUCUAGCAGGAUUCUCAAACCACCAGAAAACCAUUACAUCUAUUUGCUUUGAUGGAGAUUAUAAACGUCUAUUGUCUGCAUCGCUAGACAGGCAUGUUAAAAUCUAUGAUGUUCAAGAUUAUACAGUUUUUCACAGCAUGGAUUAUCCAUCACCAAUCCUCAGUCUUGCAGUGUCACCUGACAAUACACAUGUUGUGACUGGUAUGGCAAAUGGAUUCCUGUCCAUAAAAUAUCGAAUGAGACAAGAUGUGCAACAUGAGGUCCAAACAGCCAAUAAGCUUACAGCUGGAACAUACUCUUACUUUGUACGUGGCAAAAAUUUCCAGCCUGAUAAGGGUGAUUUUGUCGUGUCCGCACCAAGGAAACACAAGUUGAAGGAACAUGACCAAUUGUUAAAAAAGUUUCAGUACUCAAAGGCUCUUGAUUCAGUUCUGAGGAAGCCUCCCUAUAGUCGCACUCCACUUCUAGUCAGUCUUCUCCAAGAGUUGACACGGCGAAAGGGUCUGAAGAGAGCACUGGCUGGGAGGGAUGAGGAUAGUUUGGUGCCUGUGCUAGAGUUCCUUAUAAGACAUGUAAGUAAUCCACGGUAUACAGUUCUACUUAUCGAUGUGGCAAAUGCUGUUCUUGAUAUCUACGGACCUGUGUGUGGUCAGUCAGCAAAAGUAGAUCAGCUUUUCACUAGGUUAAAAGACAGGAUUGGCAGUGAAAUCCAUUUCCAGCAGACAUCUUUCGAGCUACUUGGAAGUUUAGAUACUUUGUUUGCAGCAGCCGUUUCUACUUUAUCACUUACAACCGAUCACGACGAAGGACAGUAAACAUCAGAUGCGUACUAGUGGCUAAAUAGGUGAGGAGACCAGCAGGCGAAUACCCAAGCUAGUUACAUGAGCGUUCAAAUAUUAGAGAUCUUAUAGGAACACUCGCCAAUUGUAAAUUAUUGUACAGAAACAAUUUUAUUAAAAUUGUCAAAGAAAGACUGUACCAAAAGCGAAAAAAAAUGUUCAAUGAAAGAAACCAUUCUCUCGAAGAAUAUGUUGAUUAGGUUUUGAUGUUUUACACGGACGGACUAAUUGAGAAAACGGUACCUUCAUGGGCGGUAAGUACUUGGUGUAAUCCUUAAUGUAUGUUAAUGAAUGCAAAUGACCAUGUAUUCCCAUAUGUUCUUCUGUAUUGAUGCAUGUAUGAAGGAUUUCACCAAGUAUCUGCCUCGUGGGCAUGUCAACUUACUAUCCUCAACACUCUGACACCAAUCUUAUCAAUUCGAUCUGUUGCUCUUAUAAAAUGUAAUUCUCGCCAAACUUUCGUUUUAAAACAAAGUAAAACGAACUGAUAAAGUUUGGAAUUACCGAACCUCCAACUUGUGUUCCCUUGCUCGCUUUCCCUGCUUUACUAGCUCCAGUUUAUAUUGAUUGCUUCAUUUUAGUACUUAAUGUGUAGGUAAGGCCCCCCAGAAAACUGUUCAAGCGAGUUUGGUUCCCUCAAUAAAUAUGACCACAGUACUGAGAUUUUUAUUAUUACUGAUAUCCAUGACGCCGCCAACUCAAAUGAUACCACGGAAUUGAUUGAUAUAUUUGAGGAAAAGCACGAGUUACCAAUUCUAAAAGCUCUUUAGAUUCGUUUUCGAACCGUUCAAGGUUUUCCUGAAAUUUAUUUAGUUAAACUAACUGGCCAUUUGUUUCCUCUUAUUGCUGUUCCCCAAAAUUCACAAGUUUGAGUACCACACAAUCAGAGAAACUAUCACACCUACUAUAGUUAAAAGGGGCACCUAAAUUUUUUUUUUUAAUUCUUGAUUACGCGAACCCUCAGUGAAUAACAAUUUAAGAAGAAGUCGUCCACGAAUUUUCCAGAUUCUCGGGGGUCCUUGAGAAACUUUUUUACCUCAGGUUAUCAGGAUUUCUCCCAAAGUUUAAUAUCCUUAAUCAUCACCAGUAUGGAUUCAGACCACAUCACUGCUAUUGGCCAUCUUAGAACUUGUCAAUAAUAUAUAUGAUGGUUUUGAAAACAAUCAGUACGAUACUUACCUCUGAAUACUUUGAAAAUCUUAGAUAAUUCUCUUUUCUUACCUUACAUAAACUAUGGCCCAGUUCAGACGCGGAUCUUUUCAUGAGCCGAACCUAAUUCCUUGAAUUAAGUACAUGAAAAGAUCGACGUCUGAAUCAAUUUGGAACGGCUAUUUCAAUUUGGAACGGCUCACCCGUUCUUCCCGCCUGGCUUGGCCGAGAAUUUCGCCUCUGGAACGCGUUUGGAACGGCUUUGAUUCAGACGUCGUACUUAUCAUGCGCAGAUCCUAAUGCAUAAACUAUUAUAAUGUAUUUUGCGAGUAAUGUGACUGGUUUUACUGGAACUGCAUCUGGAACGGCCAAAAAGAACGGCCUCCGAAUCAACAGGCGUACUUUUGUUAAUUUGGGUCGGUCCAAAUUCGAAUUGAGUUCGGCUCAUGAAAAGUUCGGCGUCUGAACCGGGCCUAUGGCAGUUUAAUAUGGGCAUCUACUUAUGCUUCUUACCUUAAACUCCUUUAUGUACUUCAAAAGAAAGCCGUUCGUAUAAUUCCUUUUUCUCCUCCGCGCACAUCCUCUAAACCCCUUUUUUCUGAGCAUAAUAUUCUUUCACUUUACUCUAUUUAUAAAUUCCAUGUUGCCUGUUUUGUAUUCUCACAUUUUAAUAACCUUUUACCUGCUCCUGUUUCCUCGAUGCUUCAUUUUAAUUCUGAAUAUCACAAUUAUUUGACUCGUUCACGUUUUAACCUGCAUAAAACCUGUCCUAAGUACCAAUUUGCUAUCACUUGGCAAGCUCCUAUUAUUUGGAAUGAUAUUCCGUUAUCUCUGCGCAAUAAUCUCACAGUAAGCAACUAUAAAUCUGUAUACCUUAUGGGAAUUUGCAUGAUGCACGAUCCUCGCAGUAGAGACGUAUCUAUAAUCGCAGCAUCAUACGUAUCUAUAACCGCAGUUCAAAAUAUAUGAACUUCAUAGAUUCAUCGUAUCUUAUGAGACUAUAUUAGGUCUAAUUGUUUGUAUUUUUUUGUGUGGUUUAUAGGAAUUUAUUAUUAGUCGUUUAAAUAUUUAAACUAGUUGCCAAGUAUUGAAUCUCAAUUGGAAGUUUUUUUUUUCUGACUGACCUUUUCUUUCUUGGUUUAAUUGUAUUGUAAUUAUUUCAGUUAAAGCUCUCUUCUACUCCUGUAAAUUCUUCACGUCUUUUUUGCUGACCUUAGGCCAUUUAAGCCCCCGGCUUUGGCUGUUCUUGUGUAUUUUUCUUCCAAUGUGUGAAUAGCAGGAAUUAAAAUGGAAUGAUGUAUGGAUUUCUCACGAGAUAUUGGUAGAUCUAUUCCAUGUCAUUUUGUAAGAACUUUUUUUAAUCAAAUCUGUAAUAAAAGUAAACUUGUCUUUGCUUUGGUGAAGGCAAAGGCCAAA
This is a messenger RNA of Stylophora pistillata, 5345 nucleotides long. Its product is annotated as U3 small nucleolar RNA-associated protein 15 homolog. Gene Ontology annotation, molecular function: protein binding. Gene Ontology annotation, biological process: positive regulation of transcription by RNA polymerase I; rRNA processing. Lineage: Eukaryota; Metazoa; Cnidaria; Anthozoa; Scleractinia; Pocilloporidae. The record is from RefSeq and is a predicted model, not a curated record. Gene Ontology annotation, cellular component: nucleolus.